AUGAAUUCAGGACGUCCUCUUAAGAGAAUUGGUAAUACAACCAGGGAAUCGAUGGAUAUCGAUGUAGAUUUUGAUAUCGUUUAUCACAGGUUUACUGAUUUGUUACAUCGCCAUUCAUUAGCAAUUAAAGAGGCAUUUCUCCAUUUUAGGGAUAUUGAUAAUAAAAGCUUCUAUGGAUGUGAUGAUGAUCAUGAAGGUGGAAAUGGAGUGUAUGACUCUAAAAGAAGGUUUUCGGCUGUUUAUAUGACCAUGCUUCGUGCGCUUCAAGAUGGUCAUAAAAUUGUGUUUGUUGCGUGUGGGAAGUCAUUCCAUAUUGUUGGUAAGACUGUCGCUACUUGUCACUCGUUAGGUAUUCGUGCUGGUUUACUUCAUCCUUCCGAAGCUAUGCACGGUGAUUUAGGUCUUGUAUCUAACGGAGACACCAUAUUACUAUGUUCUCAUAGUGGUGAGACCGAGGAGCUCAUCAACAUGGCUUCUUACAUAAGAGCUAUGAAUAUUGCUCCUGAUUCUCCUUAUGUUGUGGUUACUGGUGCAGCCCAUUCCCGUCUCUCCCAGCUUGCAGACCAUGUUCUCUACAUACAUCUCCCAUCACAUCUUCGCGAGUCAUCUGCCCAGGCUGGUCUUAACGCACCAACUAUCUCGACGACCUUAAUGUUGUUAACCCUUGAUUGUCUCUGCCUCGCUUUAAGUGACAGAGGUGGUUCCUCCUCGUUUCUACAGCGUAGGAAAGCCGCAUUUGACCUAUGCCACCCAGGUGGUGGCAUAGGCAUCCAAAGUAAAGCAGCUCUUUUAACUCAAGCAAGUAGUAGCGAUGCUACUACCACGAAUACUGUUACGUCCGUGACUACAACAGUUCAGGAUAACACCAAGAAGAAGAAGCCUGACCUCGCUACAGACCUCAAAAUUGCAGAAUACACCGGCAACGAAAGUUUGCUGCAAUUUUUGGACAUGAUAGUCUCUCAUGAUUACAUUAAGGUCGAGGGCUACGUAUACCCAGCCGAUCUCUUACAGCGUCGUUACACCCACUGUAAACAGACAGGCACUUCUUGGACCGUGAUGAUGACCGAACUAGCCCCAUCUACAAACUCUGCCCUUUCUUCCAGACAAAUAAGUCAGCCGUAUCCCCAUUAUGCCCAUCCCUCUACCACCAUCGCCAGUAAAUGA
Messenger RNA from Eremothecium cymbalariae DBVPG#7215, 1164 nucleotides. Its product is annotated as SIS domain-containing protein. The coding region runs from base 1 to 1164 and encodes 387 amino acids. The record is from RefSeq and is a predicted model, not a curated record. NCBI's taxonomy places the organism in Eukaryota, Fungi, Ascomycota, Saccharomycetes, Saccharomycetales, Saccharomycetaceae. Gene Ontology annotation, molecular function: carbohydrate derivative binding. Gene Ontology annotation, biological process: carbohydrate derivative metabolic process. The transcript has a single exon.